UGCGGCUGCAUAUAAAUUGUAUCUUUUAUGAACCAAAAUACAGAGCAAAAGAUUGAUGCAACCAAUCGAAAAAUCCGAAGACGAGAUACAAGGCGUCGGCAAAAAAAUGUUUUGCAUCGGAGUGACACUACUCCUGAGAAACAGAAGGAAUCAAAGGAAGUAGGCCUACAGUCUCCUACACCUGUUGUCGUCAAUCAUCAUUAUUACGUCAAUAGUCCUGUUACGUAUGGAAUCAGUGUCGGAAACAAGUUUAAUUAUGACUUGCCGGCGAAAUUUUACGUAAUUAAAGAAGGAAAGAGGGACGAAGAAGAGACAAGGAAACUGCAGGAAAAUAUUAAAAAAAUGCUGAAAGAAAAUGAGCCUGGAAUGACGUCGUUGAAAGACAUCUUACGGGAAUGUGAUGCAGAGACGACAUUUGUAGGGGAUGGAUGCGUGAGGGUAGUUUGGCGGUUUACAAGUCUUGAAGGUCUUAAGAAGUUCUGGAAGAUGUUCUCCACCGGGAAACUGAAACAGCGUCUCCAGGAAGAUUUACCGAUCGAAAAGGUGACAAUAUCAGAACGUGACUUCAAGAAUGGCUGUAAGUUCUUUGCAAGGUCUGGAAAGAUCAAUGAAAAAGGAUUUUACUCUGUGGGACUCCUUGAUGAUCACCUGAACUUUUUAGAAAAGGCGGCAAGUGAAUAUGUUCGACAGCGUACGUCCACAGUACAGAUGCUUCGUGGUUUGGCUCGUGAUUACACACAGUCUAAAGUACAGAAAAGACUAGCUGAGGUGGCACUUGUAUUUUUCGCUGUCAUGGUUGCUAUCCUGGUGACCAUUGCCAUCUUGAACUUCAUGCGUUCCGACAGCAGCAAUGUCAUUACUCUCACCAUAUUGAAUACCACUGUGGUACAUGUGGUUUCACGUUGUGAAGAAGAUUUCCAGGAUGUCCAGUCGAUCCUCGCUUACGCAUUGGGAGCAAUCAUCGUGAUUCUUAUUGGUGUUGCCAUGUUGAUCAAGACAUGUUCACCGGGAAAUGAUAAAGUUAAUGAUGGUGUUGUCACGGUUUCUCAGUCUGCCAAAUCAAACGUGGCUUCAUCGUUUAGCUUAACGAGGCUACUCAAGGUAAAUGUCUUCUCAUGCGCCGCAGUGGAUGCUGGGUCUGUCUUCUCUGGUGUAGCAGCGCUCAUCUGUUUCAUUGUUGCUAUCUUCUGCGGCAUCAUCUCAAUUUAUAACUAUAUAAUGAUUGCAACGCAGUGGCACAGAGACAUUGACGCUUGCUUACAGCUUCAAAGCGCAUUUUUUAGUUUAAAAGUGGUUGUUGCAUUGAUACAACGUAAGUGGAUGGAUAUUGCUGGGAUAAGAGUGGGAAGAGGCAUUGAAGCCGUUCUGGAGAGCGUGGAGCAGACGGAGAUUUUGAAGUUGUCAGAAAUGGAGGCAUCGCACUCAGAAUCAAUGACGGGCGCGGGCCCGAGUGUUAGGUCAGAUAUGAGGAGUUCCGAUGCUUUGUUCAGCGUCAUUCAGGUCCCCUGUACUCUACAGAAACAGAUCUUUUCCGCCGAAAACUACAAGAAAAUCCCGUCUCAAUAUGGCAGUAAGUUUGUCAAUGAAUUUGCCGACAUAAUCGAUUGCCCUUCGGAGGAGGAAAUGAAACACAAAACUGACCAAAUUAGAUUUGCUCUUGGUCGCAAGUAGGUGGGUUGUACGUUCUAGGGCCUAGUACUCAUGACGCUAAUCCAAGAUGGUCGGCUGAAAAUGCAGCAUCAAUAAGGAGCAAUUGAAACCAAUGAAUAAACAAAACCAUUGAAAGAAAAUUCGAUCUAUAAAAAAAAAUUAUAUUCCUAUCCAAAAACUACA
Patiria miniata (bat star) is the source of this 1833-nucleotide messenger RNA. RefSeq lists its product as uncharacterized. The transcript has 6 exons. The record is from RefSeq and is a predicted model, not a curated record. The coding region runs from base 28 to 1671 and encodes 547 amino acids. NCBI's taxonomy places the organism in Eukaryota, Metazoa, Echinodermata, Asteroidea, Valvatida, Asterinidae.